AACUUCAUAGACAUGAGUAAAAGUCCGGUGCAAACAGCUGGUAGAAAUUUUGUAAAGCUGUGGUAUGGAAAAUGGUAUUUAAUUAACUGAAAUAUUUAGAAGAACAAUAUUUUUGUAUGGGCACAUUGUAGAUCAUGCAAUCGGUAAAUCUUGUUUCAAGUAGUGUCACGUUUAUUAUAGGUUACGUACUCACGUUGUACUAUUUUAUGAGAAGUCAGGAAAACAACUGUAGGAGUGUAUGUAUCUCACACGAAAUGCAGCCAACAUUAUGCCAGACAUAGGUACAUUGCCACUAGCCAUUGAUAUAAGAAUCAUGACUCAAGAGAAAACAGCAGAACACAUGAACAAUAUCUAAUAUGACUACUGAAUUUCACGAUGAAAAAAGAAAACAAUGCAAAUUUAAGAAUUAGGAAGUAGUUUGCUGAACAAAUGAAGUCCUACAGGUCGUACUCCAGUCCGGUAGGGGGCAGCAUACCCAACAAAUAACACGAGUUACGAGACUCUUUUAAAGAUGGAUUCCUGAACAGAACACAUGUAUACUUUGUAUUUUUUGUAUAAUUGAAUUUUGAAUCGGUGUAGUAACAUACGAAGAAGGCGGAUAACCACGCGUGGUAAAAGAUGAAAGUGAAGGUCCUGUGCCGAAACCCGGAUGAUUAUGUCCGCGAAACGACCAAAGACGUGCAGCGUGUUCCCAGGAAUUAUGAACCGUCACUGCACCCUUUCGAAGUGCCGAGGGAGUACACACGGGCUCUGAACGCCACCAAGCUAGAGCGCGUGUUCGCCAAACCCUUCGUGGCCUCCCUGGAUGGCCACAGGGAUGGGGUCAACUGCAUGGCCAAGCACCCCAGCAGCCUGUCCACGCUCCUCUCUGGAUCCUGCGAUGGCGAGGUCAAAGUGUGGAACCUGCCAACACGCAAGUGUGUGCGAACGCUACAGGCACACGAGGGCUUUGUGCGGGGGAUGUGCGUCCGCUUCUGUGGGGCGUCUUUCUUCACGGUGGGUGAUGAUAGGACCGUCAAGCAGUGGAAGAUGGACACCCCUGGAUACGGAGAGGAAGAGGAGCCUUUGAACACCAUCCUGGGAAAGACGGUGUUAACCGGCAUCGACCACCACCAGAAGGAAAGUGUGUUUGCUACCUGCGGCCAGCAGGUGGACAUCUGGGAUGAGCAGAGGAGCAGCCCCAUCCGCACCUUCACCUGGGGGGUGGACAGCUUCAGCUGCGUCCGCUUUAACCCUGUGGAGACCGAGCUCCUGGCCAGCUGUGCUUCAGACCGCAGCAUUGUGCUCUACGACAUGAGGGAGGCCAACCCCCUGAAGAAGGUGAUUAUGAGUCUGCGGAGUAACACACUGUGCUGGAAUCCCAUGGAGGCAUACUACUUCACCUGUUCAAAUGAAGAUUAUAACCUGUACACGUUCGACAUGCGGCGGCUGGACACCCCCGUGAUGGUUCACAAAGACCACGUCUCCGCUGUGCUGGACCUGGACUACUCGCCGACGGGGAGGGAGUUUGUGACGGCCAGCUUCGACAAGACCAUCCGGAUAUUCCCUAAAAACGUGGGCCACAGCAGAGAGGUGUACCACACCAAGCGUAUGCAGCACGUCAUCUGCGUUAGGUGGUCGCUGGACAGCAGGUACAUCAUGACCGGCUCGGACGAGAUGAACAUCCGCCUGUGGAAGGCCAAUGCGUCGGAGAAGCUGGGGGUGCUGACCCCCAGGGAAAAAACCGCCCAAAACUACAACCAGAAGCUGAAGAGCAAGUUCCAGCACCACCCACAGAUCCGCCGAAUCGCCCGCCACCGGCACCUGCCCAAAGGCUUGUUCCUUCAGCGGAAGGAGCUGCAGGUCAUGGAGGCAGCCCGCCGUAGGAAGGAGAGGAACGUGAAGAAGCACAGCAAACCAGGCUCCAUCCCCACUGUGGCUGAGAAGGAGAAGCAUAUUGUUGCUGUGGUCAAGUAGAAACCCCCCAUAACCCUCCCCCUCCCCCCCCCAGGCGUACCCCCAUGGAGAUGGACAGCAGCCACUGGUUUGUGUAGUGUACAUUUUCCUCUCCAGACUAUUUCUGCGAGGAUUCCCAGCCCCCCCCCUCCCCCACACCACCACAGUGUACAGAAUUUGGAAGAAUUCCUGUUUUCCUUUUCACCAGCUACUAAAGGUUUGCGGAAUUCUGUGUUCCCUUACUUCUGUAAGGGCUCUUUUGACUCUCUUUUGCUCUCUCAUUGGAGGUUGCGGGGGGGCGACUGGACAUGUCAUGAAACAGUCAAGCUCCUCGAAAGCGCGUAUAAUUCAUCGAAGAAACUGAACACUGACCCCAGGGGUAAUGGGCAUGCGGAUCUCCUUGCAGGGCAACAUAUCGCAUGCAAAUGCUGUAACCCUAUUCCCUCUCUCAUAGCAUAUUGCUGACCUGUUUGUUUUUUUAUUUUUAAAAUCUUGUAAUAAAACUUGACUAUAAAUGAACUCAA
This is a messenger RNA of Brienomyrus brachyistius, 2459 nucleotides long. It is a transcript of the gene dcaf13, whose product is annotated as ddb1 and cul4 associated factor 13. Gene Ontology annotation, biological process: maturation of SSU-rRNA from tricistronic rRNA transcript (SSU-rRNA, 5.8S rRNA, LSU-rRNA). Lineage: Eukaryota; Metazoa; Chordata; Actinopteri; Osteoglossiformes; Mormyridae. Gene Ontology annotation, molecular function: protein binding. The record is from RefSeq and is a predicted model, not a curated record. Gene Ontology annotation, cellular component: small-subunit processome; nucleolus. Bases 619 to 1956 code for a protein of 445 amino acids. The transcript is spliced from 11 exons.